GGCGGGGGGUAGAGCCAAAUGCAGCAGAAGUCGGCUAGGGUGGCCUCAAGCGUGGGAGGCCGGGAUGCAACGAAAUAACUAGGCAGCCAAGACACACGAAACAGCUGUCUUCAGUCCAAUCAGGUGGGCAGUGCUGGAGUAGGGGCGCGGGGGCGGAAGGAGGGCGAAGCAGCCGCGGCGGCGCGAGGUGUGGCCUAAGCGGCGGGGGCGUGGUGAUACCCGGCUGGGGCGUGGCCUGUAGAAAACCCACCCCAGCCUGGAGUAGCGGAGGUAGGUGACUGGUUGGAGGGGCGGGCGACGCUCUGCUUCACGCUCUCCCGGCGCUCGGUGGUUGAAAGAUGGCGGCGGCGGCAGCGCCGGCGGCGUUGGGGGAUCGGAGCCGCGGGCGGGGGCGGGAGAAGGAGACUCUGUGAGUCGGCGAGAGGCUGCGCAGCGGCUGCUGUGAGGCGUCUGAGUGCCGAGUCGCCCCGGGCCAGGCCUGGCGAGAAGCGGGAGCGGCGCCGGGAGCUCGAGGCCGGAGCCGAGGAGGAAUGUGACCGGGGGUCGGCAGGGGGAGUACGCGAGCGCGGGGAUGGGGCAGCAGGUGGGCCGCGUCGGGGAGGCUCCGGGGCUGCAGCCGCCGCCCCCCCGCGGGAUCCGGGGCAGCAGCUCGGCCAGGCCCUCAGGCCGCCGGCGGGACCUGGCGGGGCGCACCACCGAGGCCGGCUUCAAUAUCUUCACCCAACACGAUCACUUUGCCAGCUGUGUGGAGGAUGGAUUUGAGGGAGACAAGACUGGAGGCAGUAGUCCAGAAGCCUUGCACCGCCCCUAUGGCUGUGAUGUUGAAUCCCAGGCACUGAAUGAGGCCAUCAGGUGGAGCUCAAAGGAAAACCUGCUUGGAGCCACUGAGAGCGAUCCUAAUCUUUUCGUUGCACUUUAUGAUUUUGUAGCCAGUGGAGAUAACACUCUGAGCAUCACUAAAGGUGAAAAACUCCGAGUGCUUGGUUACAACCAAAAUGGUGAGUGGAGUGAAGUUCGAUCUAAGAAUGGACAAGGUUGGGUGCCCAGCAACUACAUCACCCCAGUAAACAGCCUGGAAAAGCAUUCCUGGUACCAUGGGCCUGUGUCUCGUAGUGCGGCUGAGUAUCUCCUGAGCAGCCUGAUCAAUGGCAGCUUCCUGGUGCGAGAAAGUGAGAGCAGCCCUGGGCAGCUGUCCAUCUCCCUCAGGUAUGAGGGGCGUGUGUAUCACUACAGGAUCAAUACCACCACAGAUGGCAAGGUGUAUGUAACUGCAGAGAGCCGUUUUAGCACGUUGGCUGAGCUGGUUCACCAUCACUCCACAGUGGCUGAUGGGCUGGUGACAACAUUGCACUAUCCUGCACCCAAGUGCAAUAAGCCUACGGUCUAUGGAGUGUCCCCCAUCCAUGACAAAUGGGAAAUGGAACGAACAGAUAUCACCAUGAAGCACAAACUUGGGGGUGGCCAGUAUGGAGAAGUUUACGUUGGUGUCUGGAAGAAAUACAGCCUUACCGUUGCUGUGAAAACAUUGAAGGAAGAUACCAUGGAGGUAGAAGAGUUCCUGAAAGAAGCUGCAGUGAUGAAGGAAAUCAAACAUCCUAAUCUGGUUCAACUAUUAGGUGUGUGUACUUUGGAACCACCCUUUUACAUUGUAACUGAGUACAUGCCAUAUGGGAACUUGCUUGAUUAUCUCCGGGAAUGCAAUCGAGAAGAGGUGACAGCAGUUGUGCUACUUUACAUGGCCACUCAGAUCUCUUCUGCAAUGGAGUACUUGGAGAAGAAGAAUUUCAUCCACAGAGAUCUCGCAGCUCGAAACUGCCUAGUGGGAGAAAACCAUGUGGUGAAAGUGGCAGACUUUGGGUUAAGUAGAUUGAUGACUGGAGACACCUACACUGCUCAUGCUGGAGCCAAGUUUCCUAUUAAGUGGACAGCACCAGAGAGUCUCGCGUACAAUACCUUUUCAAUUAAAUCUGAUGUCUGGGCUUUUGGGGUACUACUAUGGGAAAUUGCUACAUAUGGAAUGUCACCAUACCCAGGUAUUGACCUGUCUCAGGUCUAUGACCUACUGGAAAAAGGAUAUCGAAUGGAACAGCCUGAAGGUUGCCCCCCUAAGGUUUAUGAACUUAUGAGAGCAUGCUGGAAGUGGAGCCCUGCUGAUAGACCCUCUUUUGCUGAAACACAUCAAGCUUUUGAAACCAUGUUCCAUGACUCUAGCAUUUCUGAAGAGGUAGCCGAGGAGCUUGGGAGAGCUGCCUCCUCCUCGUCUGUCGUUCCAUACCUACCCCGGUUACCUCUUCUUCCUUCCAAGACACGGACUCUGAAGAAACAAGUGGAGAAUAAGGAGAAUAUUGAAGGGGCACAAGAUACCACAGAAAAUUCUGCUUCCAGUUCAGCACCAGGGUUCAUUAGAAGUGCCCAGGCCCCCAGUGGAUCCCCAGCACUGCCUCGAAAGCAGAGAGACAAGUCACCCAGCAGCUUACUGGAAGAUGCCAAAGAGACAUGCUUCACCAGGGAUAGGAAGGGAGGCUUUUUCAGUUCCUUCAUGAAAAAGAGAAAUGCUCCCACACCCCCUAAACGCAGCAGCUCCUUCCGAGAAAUGGAGAACCAGCCCCACAAGAAAUAUGAACUCACGGGUAACUUCUCAUCUGCUGCUUCUCUACAGCAUGCAGAUGGGUUCUCUUUCACUCCUGCCCAGCAAGAGACGAAUAUGGUGCCACCCAAGUGCUAUGGGGGGAGCUUUGCACAGAGGAUCCUCUGUAAUGACGAUGGUGGUGGGGGCGGGGGCAGUGGCUCUGCUGGGGGGGGCUGGUCUGGCAUCACAGGCUUCUUUACACCUCGCUUAAUCAAAAAGACACUGGGCUUACGAGCGGGUAAACCCACAGCCAGUGAUGACACUUGCAAGCCUUUCCCAAGGUCAAACUCUACAUCUUCCAUGUCCUCAGGGCUUCCCGAGCAGGAUAGGAUGGCAAUGACUCUGCCGAGGAACUGCCAGAGGUCCAAACUCCAACUGGAAAGGACAGUAUCCACCUCUUCCCAGCCAGAAGAGAAUGUAGACAGGGCCAGCGACAUGCUCCCCCCUCAAACUGAGGAAGGUGCUGCUCCAGCCAGGGAGAGAUCAAAAGCCAAACUUUUGCCCAGAGGAGCCACAGCUCUUCCUGUCAGAACAACCUCUGGGGAUCCAGCCAUUACAGAGAAGGACUCUCCUGGGCCUGGGGUGGCUGGAGUGGCAGCCACUCCAAAGAGCAAGGAGAGGAAUGGUGGGUCACGCCUGGGCAUGGCGGGGGUUCCUGAGGAUGGUGAACAGGCAGGCUGGUCCUCACCAGGCAAGACAGCAGCUGCCCUUCCGACCACUCACAACCACAAAGUGCCCGUCCUUAUCUCACCUACACUGAAGCACACUCCAGCCGACGUGCAGCUCAUUGGCACUGACUCUCAGGGGAACAAGUUCAAGCUCUUGUCUGAGCAUCAGGUCAUAUCCUCUGGGGACAAGGACCGGCCUCGACGGGUGAAACCAAAAUGUGCUCCUCCACCUCCUCCGGUGAUGAGACUGCUGCAGCAUUCGUCCACGUGCUCAGACCCUGCAGAGGAGUCGCCAGCUCCCCCCACAGCACAGCUCAUAUCAGGGGAGGCCCAGAAUGGAGGGAAAAAGGGAGUUGCAGGGGUAUUGUCCACCAGUGGGAAAGCUGGGAGACCCGGGGUGCCUCCACCUCAAGUGCCUCAGUCUACUUCGUCCAUCUCUCCUGCCAAAAUUGCCAAUGGCACAGCAGGUACUAAGGUGGCCUUGAGGAAAACCAGACAGGCAACUGAGAGGAUCUCAUCGGACAAAAUCAGCAAGGAGGCCCUGCUGGAAUGUGCAGACCUACUGUCCAGUGCCAUUGCUGAGCCCAUGCCCAACAGCCAGCUGGUGGACACUGGGCACCAGUUGCUGGACUACUGCUCAGGCUAUGUGGACUGCAUCCCUCAGACUCGCAACAAAUUUGCCUUCCGUGAGGCUGUGAGCAAACUGGAGAUCAGCCUGCAGGAACUGCAGGUAUCUUCGGCCACAGCUACUGUCCCUGGCGCAAACCCUGUCCUCAAUAACUUACUGUCAUGUGUGCAGGAAAUCAGUGAUGUGGUACAGAGGUAGCCACAGCCAGCCUACCAGGAAGAGGCACACAUUUCUGCGGGGAGCGGGAAAGGGACUUGUUUUCCUGUGUUCUUGUUCUCAAAAAUUGAAAGACAAGAUACUUGAGUGUGUUUCUGUGAAGUACCUCAGAGCCCUGAGAUCUCACAUUUACAGGUUCAUCUCAAAAGCAGCAAAAAAGUAACACUUUGGAGGGGAAGGGGGCAAGGCAGGUGUGCACAAGAUGGGAGCUGCACUGGAAAAUCAGGGAAUGUGUGGCACACCUUACAGAGCCAAAGGCACACUGUCACCUGGACUGGUGGGAGGUGGGGACACAGGGCUGAGCUCCCAGCCAGUCUGGGGAAUAUGCCUGUAGUGAGUGGGUUGCAGCCUCAUCCUCUACCAUUCAGGCUUCAGCAAGUACAGUGUGGUUUUGUCCAACUCAACUACUGGAUUUGAUGGGAGAUAGGGAAAGAGAGCUGGGACUGUGCUAAGGGAAGUUUCCUUCAAGGCACUGGAAGCACUGUAAACAGCCUUGCUUCCAGAGGUCCCUGCUGCUGCCCUAGGAAUUGCACAUCUAACCGCUAAGACAAAAAAAAAGAA
Messenger RNA from Erinaceus europaeus (western European hedgehog), 4702 nucleotides. RefSeq names its product ABL proto-oncogene 2, non-receptor tyrosine kinase (gene ABL2). The transcript has 12 exons. Gene Ontology annotation, biological process: protein phosphorylation; regulation of apoptotic process. The record is from RefSeq and is a predicted model, not a curated record. Bases 572 to 4123 code for a protein of 1183 amino acids. Gene Ontology annotation, molecular function: non-membrane spanning protein tyrosine kinase activity; ATP binding; protein binding. Lineage: Eukaryota; Metazoa; Chordata; Mammalia; Eulipotyphla; Erinaceidae.